GUAAAUCAAUGGAUCAUUAGAUCAAUGGAUCAGUAGAUCGAUGGAACUGUAAAUCGAUGGAAUAGUAGAUCGAUGGAUCGGUAGAUCGAUGGAACAGUAGAUCGAUGGAUCGGUAGAUCGAUGGAUCGGUAGAUCAAUGGAUCAGUAGAUCGAUGGAUCGGUAGAUCGAUGGAUCGGUAGAUCGAUGGAUCGGUAGAUCGAUGGAUCGGUAGAUCGAUGGAUCGGUAGAUCGAUGGAUCGGUAGAUCGAUGGAUCAGUAGAUCGAUGGAUCGGUAGAUCAGUGGACGGGUAGAAAUACUGGAGGAAAUCAGCCUGGGGAAGAGGUCUCUCUGUUUGUCCUGGUAAAGAGUUCCGGUAGAAAACAUGGCGGUCACGGCCAAAGUGCUAGAGCUAUGGUUUUCACAGUUUUUCUUGGUUUGUCUUACGACUCGGAGUUCUUUAGUCAAGGUAAAUAAGGAAACAAAAGAAUUUAUUCGGCUUGUCAUUGAAAAUAGCAACAGACAAGUCAUCUGCUUCUCAAGUGGGCCUGUUCGUGCAAUUCCUCGUGGAACGCGUGUCAAGAAUGCAGUUGGUGAUUCCCCCAGUGCUUUUCUGGUACCAGAUGUCUUGUUGUGGGAUCCGCUGUUACAUUUUCCAGAGCUAGUCCUUCUCUGUCCGUCAUGCGCAAGAAACAAAGAAUCCAAUAUCACCUCUUGUGAUCACUUCAAAAAAAGGUGCAAGUGUUUUCAAAGUGUGAAAGGUUGUAAUGACUACUGCCAGUGUCUUGGGUGUGAAAACCCAUAUGGAAAAAAGGCAAAAGCAGAAUACAAUAGUUAUCCAUCCGAAACAAGUAAAAGAAAACGACGAGCACAGGAAAUGACAACAGAGAGUAUGUCUGGAAAACACUUUCUGCUUAAAAGAACCUGCUUGGAGAGUGUUAGCAGAUGGACACUUCUUGAAGAGCUAGUGAAAUAUAGUGAAAAGGAUAGGUGCAAGAAUGCAGCUUGAUACUAGUUAAUGUGUUACUAAUUGUUGGUUUGGGGAAUCAGUAUUUUGCAGCUGCUAGUGGCUGCAGAAAAGAAGAAAAGGGGUUUCUUAUAGCAGAUGCUCCCCACCCUCUUUGCCAGUCUCCCUCUUUUUACCCCUCAUUACGCCUACUAAGCAGCCUACAGAAUCUGUGUAGCACAGUAAGUCUGCAAGACCGAAACAAACUCAACGUCCAAGCCUAUUUGUAAUUAAAUUUGGAUAAGAUGUGGCAUCUGUAACUGAUCUAAAGUCUGCUGGAUUUGGAAUGCCAAGAUUUAAACCAGUUGCAUUUCUGAUAUGCCAAUAUGAACAUGCUUAUAAAACAUGGGGGGGGGAGGAAGUGCAAACUGUUUAUUAUAAAAUAAUUUGCAUCUCAUCAACCAUGCCAAUCAUACCGAAUCACAGUCAUUAUCCCAUGCUGGUUGUUAUAAUUGAAUGUGUAUGGGGUGAUUAAAUAUUACUGCAACUACCCAUCAAAUCCUGCUUUCAGGUAGUCAAUAAGUUCUGUAUAUAAAAAUCACAUUUGUUUUGUUUUGCCUGGUUUUGUCCAGGGUUUUAGAUAACAUGAGGAAUAGUUUAUGUGCCUCUUUGUGAAGAACAAAACAUUAGCAGAGGAUACUUACAUAUUUACUGAAGACUAAGUAAACCUGGUUACAAUUUGUUUUGCUAUGAUAUCUUUAUUUUUGUUUCUCCCAUCUGCUUAACUGUAACAAAGGUUUUUCUACAACAUCAAUUGAAUAACAAUUUAUUA
Pocillopora verrucosa is the source of this 1756-nucleotide messenger RNA. The record is from RefSeq and is a predicted model, not a curated record. NCBI's taxonomy places the organism in Eukaryota, Metazoa, Cnidaria, Anthozoa, Scleractinia, Pocilloporidae.